UCCCUGCUGGUCUAUCGAGGUUUCGAACCCCCGCGGAGUAACUGUUACCGAUGUGCUGGUAAGAAUCCGUGAGGCCCUUCACCGGGGUGUAUCUCCCCAGGAGGCUACGGGUGUGAAAAGGGUCGAUCUCCUCGGUCCCAACGUGUUCUUUGCAGGACUGUCGCCUUCGCUGGAUGGCCAAAACCGUUGGGACGUUCACUUUGUCUCGACAGCGUGAACACUCACUUGCCUGCCCUUCCUCUGGCACUCACGUCAAUUUCCGUGAAGCAGUAAUCAACAUUUUACCUGGUCAACCUAUUUCAUCUAUUUGCUCUUGACAUGCUUUGUUACAAGUUGAACACUAUCCCUUCUUCUCUGUAUCGCUCCUGCUUUGUAUUUGUUAUCGUUUCAAGUAUUAGAUCUCUCAGAGACACUGUAUUUUAUGAUUUUGUCUUAGUUUUUGUUCUCGUGAUGACUCCACUGCUGAGUAGAAUCAGAAAUCCACUUUGAUGUCAAG
Molecule: messenger RNA, 496 nt
Organism: Pisolithus orientalis
Lineage: Eukaryota; Fungi; Basidiomycota; Agaricomycetes; Boletales; Pisolithaceae
Exons: 2
Coding region: 319-489 (56 amino acids)
Source: RefSeq, a predicted model, not a curated record